AUGGAAGACUUUGGAGAAAUUCCUCAAGGAGAAUGGGGUGGAAUAAUGAGUUCACAAGAGGAGGCUGAGUUCAUGGCACAGUUACUAGGCAACUGCGACGACUCUACUAACUCAUUCAUGUAUUCAUCAAUGUCUUCACUUAGUGGCUUUGAUCAUCUCCCAUUUCCCACUGAUCUCUCUCAUCAUCCUCCUCUUCCUAACAACAAUUUCACCACAAUGGAUUCUUGUACUGUGCAAAGGGAAGAAGAUUCGAAGAAAAGAUGUCUGAUUCCUUGUCGAGUAAGUGCUCAGAUUCCAAUAAGCAACCAGAGAAUCAUGAAAUGCAGCAAGUGUGGAAAGGUUGACAACAGCGACGAAGAUCGUAACAACAGUGCAGCGCUUCACCUUCACAGGCAGAAGAUGUCAAGAUCAAGCAGCUGCUGUUUGGAAGAUAAGUCGAAUGAGCUGAUAGGAAUAACAUCGUGCUCGAGCUCCAACGGAAGACGGCCCCCCAACCCGAACGCUAGAACACGUGCGAGUAGGGGUUCUGCAACCGAUCCACAAAGCCUCUAUGCAAGGAAAAGAAGAGAAAGAAUCAACGAGAGGCUCAGGAUCUUGCAAACCCUUGUCCCAAAUGGAACUAAAGUUGACAUUAGCACAAUGCUAGAAGAGGCAGUUGAGUAUGUGAAGUUCUUGCAACUCCAGAUUAAGAUGUUGAGCUCUGAUGAUCUAUGGAUGUAUGCUCCGAUUGCCUACAACGGCAUGGACAUUGGACUCGAUUUCAGAUCACAAUCUUUGUGA
Salvia hispanica is the source of this 780-nucleotide messenger RNA. Its product is annotated as transcription factor bHLH84-like. NCBI's taxonomy places the organism in Eukaryota, Viridiplantae, Streptophyta, Magnoliopsida, Lamiales, Lamiaceae. The record is from RefSeq and is a predicted model, not a curated record. Gene Ontology annotation, molecular function: RNA polymerase II cis-regulatory region sequence-specific DNA binding; DNA-binding transcription factor activity, RNA polymerase II-specific; protein dimerization activity. Gene Ontology annotation, cellular component: nucleus. Gene Ontology annotation, biological process: regulation of transcription by RNA polymerase II.